This is a messenger RNA of Ipomoea triloba (trilobed morning glory), 828 nucleotides long. RefSeq lists its product as uncharacterized. The record is from RefSeq and is a predicted model, not a curated record. The transcript is spliced from 3 exons. The coding region runs from base 1 to 828 and encodes 275 amino acids. NCBI's taxonomy places the organism in Eukaryota, Viridiplantae, Streptophyta, Magnoliopsida, Solanales, Convolvulaceae.
AUGUACUUGGCUGUCGGACGGCAUACUUCCUGCGAAGUAUGGGAAUCCAUCACCGCAGCACUAGGUUCCUCCACUCGGGCGAGAUGCCUCAACCUCCUUGGCCAGUUUCAGAGCCUCUACAAGGGUGGUAGCACGACGGCAGAGUACCUUGGCCGUGCCCAGCUGCUUGUGGAAGAUCUAGCGCUUGCCGACCAACCCGUGUCCUUAGAUGAACAAAAUUUAUAUGUCUUUCGGGGACUCAGAUCGGAGUUCCGGCCAAUGGCGUCAUCUCUCACGGUAUCUGAUAAUCUUGUCUCUAUCUCACAGCUUGCAGAUUAUUUACAGGCUCAGGAAUACAUAUAUGCGGAUGAGUUCACCCUAGAAGCUACGGUAAUGGUGGCUAAUCGCGGUAGACGUAACAAUGGCGAAGGCCAUUUUGGUGGUCGGCAAGGCCAAAAUGGCGGCCAAAGGCGCAUACGAGGACGGCAAGGCAGAGGUGGCCAAGGACGUGGUCGCGACAGUGCACCGCGGUGCCAAAUCUGCCGGUCGCACGGUCAUACUGCACUUUACUGUUACAAGCGGUUUUAUACGUCGAUCAUGUUGUGGUGUUCCUCGGUCUGUUCUAAGGAAUCUUCCAGCAUUCAUUGGGUGGAUUUGGCCUUGGCAGAGUUGAGCGUCGCCUUCAAUUUCCACCAGAACCUGUUGAAUUGUUGCAACACCUGGACCUACAAGCUUAUUUGCAACACUGAAGUAGAAGGCGAUUCUUUAAAUGAUGAUGAUGCCUAUGUUGCAAAUAAGCUUGUAGGUCCAGGGAAAGAACAAGAACAGACUUCUAGGAAUGCAUUCUAG